Necator americanus (New World hookworm) is the source of this 1287-nucleotide messenger RNA. RefSeq lists its product as uncharacterized. The coding region runs from base 1 to 1287 and encodes 428 amino acids. Gene Ontology annotation, molecular function: clathrin binding; calcium-dependent phospholipid binding; calcium ion binding. Gene Ontology annotation, cellular component: axon; exocytic vesicle; synapse. Gene Ontology annotation, biological process: regulation of dopamine secretion; calcium ion-regulated exocytosis of neurotransmitter; cellular response to calcium ion. Lineage: Eukaryota; Metazoa; Nematoda; Chromadorea; Rhabditida; Ancylostomatidae. The transcript is spliced from 10 exons. The record is from RefSeq and is a predicted model, not a curated record.
AUGACGUCGGCCUGGCUGAAGACAUUAGGCAGCGCGGCGGCGGCGGUGGCGAUCGAUGCACAUCCGCAUCGUCGACUCGACAGGAGCACUCGGAGCACUCCGACGGCUCGCGCUCGCUCACUGCCCCUCGGCGGCAGUCUCCCUCAUCGCAUGCCCAGCGUACAGGCGGUUCUGACUCCCAGUCACGAAUGGCUGUAUCUGGGAGUCGGAGGUGCGAUUGGUCUGCUUGGGCUUGUCGCUAUAGCAGCAUUACUAGCAGUUCGAAAACGACGACAGUAUCCUUCGUUGCUUUUACCACCUAAACAGGUAAUCGCCGUACGAAAUGGCUUUCCAAAAGGUCCUGGUGGACUGAAGCAAAGCCCAUCACCGCUGCAGAGUCCUCUUUCAACAGAUUCGUCGCCAAGUCCAAUUGUACCUUUUCAAUCAUUGCUUGAGGAUCGAACGAGAAAAUUAUCGCCAUCCGAGUUACCCUCGGAACGAGGAGUGAUCUCGUUCACGUUGAGCUAUGAUCCAGUAUCGCUCGCGCUACAGGUGGGCGUGGUUGAAUGUCGUAACUUAUGCGAACUUGUGGUCUCACGUGACGGACAAUGUCUGCUGGAUCCAUAUGUGAAACUACAGCUUCUACCAGAACGUGAGCAUCGUGUCAAGACCCGCAUUGUUCGAUCGACUACAUGUCCGAAAUACGAUGAACAAUUCACGAUGUACGGUGUGACUAGCGAACAGAUUACGCAAAGCACUUUACACUUCCAAGUUGUCGCAUUCGAUCGCUAUAGUCGCGACACUGUGGUCGGCGAAUGUGUGUACAGACUUGCUGACGCCGAACUCAUGCUUUAUCAAGAAAUGAGAGUGGAAUUGGCGCUUCAACCGCGCGCCUCCGACUGUGUGGCAGCACGUGGCGAACUGCUGCUAUCCUUAACGUACCAACCAGCUUUUAACAAUCUUACGGUGGUCGUACUAAAAGCUCGUGGGCUCAGCAGAAACGAGAACGGAACAGCAGAUCCAUAUGUAAAGCUGUACCUUCGUCGGGAGAAUGGGGAAAGGAUCGUGAAGAAGAAGACUCACGUUCGUCGUUCCACCGUUAAUCCAGUCUACAAUGAGUCAUUUGUUUUCGAACUUCCGGAAACUAAAAUGGAUAACGCUGUUAUUGAUUUGCAGGUAAUCAAUCAUGACCGUAGCAACCGUAACGACGUUAUCGGCCGUGCGUUACUGAAUCUUGAGGAUCAGCAUGUUGUGGAAGUAUUGGAGAAUCCCGGACGUCAAGUAGCUCAAUGGCACCAUCUCGAUUGA